Messenger RNA from Phycomyces blakesleeanus NRRL 1555(-), 498 nucleotides. RefSeq lists its product as hypothetical. The transcript has 5 exons. NCBI's taxonomy places the organism in Eukaryota, Fungi, Mucoromycota, Mucoromycetes, Mucorales, Phycomycetaceae. The record is from RefSeq and is a predicted model, not a curated record. Bases 1 to 498 code for a protein of 165 amino acids.
AUGUUGCCCAAGAAUUUUAUCAGGUGGUACCGUCAGAGGAGAAUGUCUCCUGCUGAGAGAGCAUUAAUGAGAAGUCUUUCAAGAAAGGCAGGCCGUUCAAUUGAAGACUGUGGCAUCACAAUUCUAGACCUAAAAAAUUACGAUGGAGAAUAUUCCACAGAAGUUUCUGACCAUGUUAUAUUGAGUGGAUCAUCAACGCACGAAUUUCAACUCAACAUCCUCCUCCUUCUCAUGCUCGUUGGCUCGUAUGAUAACAAAAACAGAGGGGCAAACGUUCACCAAUUGAUCGCUAGGAUUUUUAGUAAUGUGUCCAACACAACAGUCCUGGGUGACUUAAACUCGGGUUUUCCACUUUCCGCGUACACAAUACUAGUAAAUACACCUGAUGCGAUGCACAGGUACAUUGAUGUGACAGUCAUCUGGAGAAUAUUUAGGAAAGCAAAGAUCGACACUGUCAAUCUACUGCAAUCUAUCAUUAGCUGUACAAAGACUACUUGA